This is a messenger RNA of Arachis ipaensis, 1376 nucleotides long. Its product is annotated as 26S proteasome non-ATPase regulatory subunit 7 homolog A. Gene Ontology annotation, molecular function: protein binding; metallopeptidase activity. Lineage: Eukaryota; Viridiplantae; Streptophyta; Magnoliopsida; Fabales; Fabaceae. Gene Ontology annotation, biological process: proteasome-mediated ubiquitin-dependent protein catabolic process. The record is from RefSeq and is a predicted model, not a curated record. Gene Ontology annotation, cellular component: proteasome regulatory particle; proteasome complex.
UAGAUCCUCCCAAGUGAAAAGAAAAACAAACAACUUGUGUGUAGAGACUUGAGAGGUGAGGAUCGAAAUUCAGAAAGCAAAACCUAAAGAAGAAGAAGAAGAAGAAGAAGGGGAUUGAAAUUUGAAGAAUUGAUCGAUCAAUUGAGUUUGAAGAAAAGAGUUAAGAAUGGAUGUGAUAAAGACGCAGCAAAUAUCGUGGAGGGCGAUAGAGAAAGUUGUGGUGCACCCACUUGUGCUCCUCAGCAUAGUCGACAACUACAACAGAGUCGCCAAGGACACGCGCAAGCGCGUCGUCGGCGUCCUCCUCGGCUCUUCCUUCAAAGGCACCGUCGACGUCACCAACAGCUAUGCCGUUCCCUUUGAAGAAGAUGACAAGGAUCCUUCCAUAUGGUUUCUCGACCAUAACUAUCACGAGUCCAUGUUCUCCAUGUUUAAGAGAAUUAACGCAAAGGAGCAUGUUGUUGGGUGGUACAGCUCCGGCCCCAAGCUCCGAGAGAAUGAUCUUGACAUUCAUGCUUUGUUCAAUGACUAUGUUCCCAAUCCUGUUUUGGUUAUAAUUGAUGUUGAGCCUAAGGAACUGGGAAUUCCUACCAAAGCUUACUAUGCAGUUGAAGAGGUUAAAGAGAAUGCCACUCAGAAAAGCCAAAAGGUCUUUGUGCAUGUGCCAUCAGAAAUCGCUGCUCAUGAAGUUGAGGAAAUAGGAGUAGAACACUUGCUUAGAGAUGUGAAGGAUACAACAACUAGCACCCUUGCUACAGAGGUAAGUGGAAAACUUACAGCCUUGAAAGGUUUGGAUGCAAGACUUAAAGAGAUAAGAAGUUAUCUUGACCUUGUCAUCGAUGGAAAGCUUCCUUUAAACCAUGAGAUUUUGUACCAUCUGCAGGAUGUGUUCAACCUGCUACCAAACCUUAAUGUCAACGAUCUGAUAAAGGCUUUUGCAGUGAAAACAAAUGAUAUGAUGCUGGUAAUAUACCUGUCGUCCCUUAUCAGAAGUGUAAUUGCGCUCCACAACUUGAUUAACAAUAAGAUGCUCAACAAAGAACAUGAACGCGCAGAAGACUCGAAGUCAGUACCAGUAUCAAGUACAGCUGGAAGUUAAAGUUGCUAUUAUUGACUACAUAGACCAAGAUCUUUUGCACUUCAACCGUCACUUUGAUUGGCCUUCGGCCUUCUUGAGGAUUCUGAUUCGGGAAAUACAUGUAACAUGGCACAAAAGAUCUUUUAACCUGGGAGUGGGAAUAUUAUUGGUUAUGCUCAUGCUUUAUGUUAUUUGUACUCUUGAGAACAUUUUUGUUUUUCAAUCUUGGAAGAGUUACAACGAUUUGUCCUUAAGCAGAUUGAUCACGAGUCAGAAAUUGAUCUUCUAUUCCCCGCAA